Necator americanus (New World hookworm) is the source of this 1773-nucleotide messenger RNA. RefSeq lists its product as uncharacterized. The transcript is spliced from 16 exons. Gene Ontology annotation, molecular function: GTPase activator activity; metal ion binding. The coding region runs from base 1 to 1773 and encodes 590 amino acids. NCBI's taxonomy places the organism in Eukaryota, Metazoa, Nematoda, Chromadorea, Rhabditida, Ancylostomatidae. Gene Ontology annotation, cellular component: cytoplasm. The record is from RefSeq and is a predicted model, not a curated record.
AUGCGCUUGACCUUCUUCAUUAAAAAUGAUACGACAAUGCGUCGUGGAAAACAGGAUGAGAAGAAGGCAGAGCAGGAACGACUUCAGAAUAUUCUCCUGGAUAUGCUGAAAGAAGAUGAAAAUAAAUAUUGUGCCGAUUGUCAAGCCAAGACACCCAGAUGGGCUGCCUGGAAUCUUGGGGUUUUCAUUUGUAUUCGUUGUGCAGGAAUUCAUCGGAACCUAGGCGUUCAUAUUUCUAAGGUACGUUCCGUCAAUCUAGAUUCAUGGACAGCGGAACAGGUGCAGUCUAUGCGGGUUAUGGGUAACGAAAAAGCGCGUAAGGCUUACGAGCAUUCCCUUCCGGAUCAUUUCCGCCGAUCAAUGGCCGACCAUCAGAUGGAGCAAUUCAUUCGUGCUAAGUACGAACAGAAAAGAUAUAUGAUGCCAAAUUUCGUUUAUCCUCGUGUAGAUGUUAACGAUUUACCUAAAGCGGGUCAAUCAGUCACGAAACACAGAAGUACUACUGCUGCAACUUCACUUACAUCGCCGACUAGUAUACGGGUACCUGCUUUAGCAGCAGCCUCUCCUACACCUAAACAACAAUCCGCUGUCGUUAGUGAUCUCUUGGAUUUCUCAUCACCAGCUAGUCCAUCGAAUCAGGCUAAUGGGGAUCAUUCGCUUACUGGAGACUUGGCAUCUCUUUCUCUCACGAGCGAACAGAACGCAUCUGCAACAAAGUCGUCAGAUCUCGACGACAUGUUUGGAUCGUUUGCCUCCGCUCCUGCCAUAGACACAGCUGUGGCAACUGCUGCAUCGGAACAAGCAUCACCUACGGGAUCUGUUAAGCAGCAGGACUCACAAACUGUGGCGACCUCGCAAGCUGCGGGUGAUCUUAUGUCGUUGUCUACAGGCGGCGCUGUGAACGGUGAAAAGAAGUCUAACGCGGACAUUCUUUCCCUUUUUGGAGACCAGUCAAAGGGUCCAUUGCACCCUAUCAUGCCUGUUGGAGGUUUUGCAGCAUUUGGGCUCCAAGCUGUUCCACCUCAGGCUCAACAGCAAAUGCCAGGAGCGGUCUUCGGUGCUCCUUCUGUAGGAACAGCAACAAUGAGUGGGACACCGAUGGGUGCUCCUAGUACGGCUUUACCACCUAUGACUGCACCGUUCGGUGGAAUGGUCCCACAACACCCAUAUGGUUUCCCGAAUCCUUUCGAACAACAAGGAGGAGGAGGACCGAUGAUGUUGCAAGGCACACAGUUUGGAAUGAUGGCUCCCGCUCCGAAGAGUCCUCCAUCAACGAUGCAGCAACACUCACCAAGCACACCAUCUGCCUACUCAACGCGAGCUAACAAUGCGUUUGCGGAUCUUUCUAUUGGGAAGGUUCUGAACAUGAACUAUAUGGGCGGAAAGCAGUCGGUACCUCCAACUUCCACAAAGGCGCAGCCGGCUUCAACCCCAUCUAACAUGAACUUCGAUGACUUACUCGGAGCAAAGGAAGUGCACGACAUUAAUCAAUCCCUGUGGAGACGCGCUUCGGAUGUCCCCACACUUUCGACUACAAUUCCGAAUCGUUUGAGGUGUCUUUAUCCUCCCGGACAAGGAGUGCUGCCAAUUUAUCGAUCCUGGAGGCAAAGAAAGAAUUGCUGUGAUGAAGGCGCUUCAUUUCCUUCCUUCCUCAAAGUAAAGGAUAAAAGAACAAAGUGUCCAGCGAUAAUCAGUCUGCAUCGGAUCCCUUACUCUUUCGACUUCCCCUCAGAAUCGUUUGAGACAAAUCUGGUACCGAUUUAUCAACCCUGA